Molecule: messenger RNA, 2162 nt
Organism: Gopherus evgoodei (Goodes thornscrub tortoise)
Lineage: Eukaryota; Metazoa; Chordata; Testudines; Testudinidae
Exons: 6
Coding region: 49-1239 (396 amino acids)
Molecular function (GO): DNA binding
Source: RefSeq, a predicted model, not a curated record
UCCAGCAAGGGUGUUCCUUCUCUUCUCUUCUAGGUGGUGCUGGUCCAAAUGGCUGCAAAGCUUUACGUUCUAAUCAGCUGGCCAGAUGGCAGCCGUGUGAUCAACAUCGAAAACAUCAAAGAACCCCGAAAGCCAUUUCAUCUCUACAUGGUGGGGGAGCAGGUGCUAGCCCGCUGCCCUGGCUUCAGUGGUCUGUACUGGGGGGUUGUGGAAGGCAUAAGCGGCCAUAAAGAUAUCUUAGAGAAAAGGCUGCAGGAAAAUAGACAACUCUUUGAGAAGCUAAAAGAAGAACCAGCAGUGCAGAGUGGGCUGCCAUCCCAACCUAAAAAAUCAAGGAAGACUUUUCCAAAAUGGAUGCCAGGAAGUUUCUCUCGCAAAUACAGCAAUGACAGGAGCUUCUACGUCAAACCGCUGGUUGGGGAUGAAGACGCAGGGCUCAAGCAUGAUGCUGCCGCCUCUUCUGUCUUAAAAGAGAGGUGCAUCCUGACUAGCACGACUAGAUCCCACUGCACAAUGUCAGCACCUUACCACUCUUCCAUGGCCUUCAAAUCACCGUCUCCAUUCUUGUCCCUGGCUGUGCCUGGAACAUCCCAGAAUGAAGACGCAAGGCCUGGCAUGGCUACCGGAGAUUACAUCACCCUGACAAUGAAAAGGAAGUCAGAUGGCAUUCUAGCUAAGUGUCAGCAGCACAUCUGUACCAACAGCUGUGAUGAACCAAAGACUAAAGGUUCCCCAGAAACAGAUGAUUUUGAGGUAGUUCAGAAAGAUUUUGGCCCUGGUGAAGUGGAAAGGUCUGAGAAGAUUGAACAACUGGAGAAAAUCAUAGUAGAUCUCCAGCAAGAGGUCUUCUCCCUGAAACGGAAAGUGCAGCGGCUGGAAUCGCUGUCCUUUCAGGAAGAACCUCACAGGCAGCAAUGCGAGGUGGUGGAACUGUUUAAUGGCUACACAAAGGAGCAUCUGAAAGAGGCCAUCCGAUUUGACCAGAAAAUCAGCACUGCCUGCAAAACACUGCUCUACAAGCUGUUCACAUCUGACUAUAUACAGAGCCACUCCAUCACAGGAAGGAGAGGGAACACCUUUCGGGAGGCUAAGCCCAUGAUGGAUGAGCGGUGCAUCAAAAUCAUUAGGGUGUUACUGAAACAGAAGUUUGGGGACCACCUGAGUGACACAGUAAUCACUGAGAAAAUCCAAAAUGUGCAGAAAGCACUCAGGCAGAAAUGUAAGACUGAGUGUCUCUGAGAAGCAUGUAAUUCGGUGUCUCAUUUCCUAGGCAGUGCCGGAAUCUAGAAUACAAUGCGAUGAGCAGUCUUUCCAAGAUACCUUUGUUGUCUUGCUGGAUUAAUUGUGGAAGCGCGGUGAAAUAUCUGCUAGAAACAACACAAACUAUUUGUGGUUGAAAGUCGUUUGCAUUCAUAUCGUGGGAGAUUUUCACCCAGAAUUUUCCAAGUCGCAUCAUUUUACAUACCCCUCAGUUUUGCAAAUCAUGCAAAGGAGUCGAUGUUUUUGUUCCAUUUAUAAUGGACAACUUUUGGUGGUGGGGGGAAAAGAUUGGAAAUUUCAACUGAAGAAGCCCCCAGAAAUUUGGAUGGGUAAUCAAAUCUGAUUCCAACUAUUCAAACACCUUGAGUCUGAAAAAUGAUGCUGAAAAUCUCACAAGAAGUAGGCUUUAAACAUCCAAACUUUUGGAUGUGUGUUCCAGACUGAAACGCCCAGCACUGCUACCACUGCACACACGGCAGACAACUAGUAUUUCAGAUCCAGCUCAAACGAAGCUAUAACCCAUUUGCAGACUUGCAAACACCAAGUUUAACCUUUUCACUAGUCUCUAUUUCCUUGCCUCCUCUCAGGUUACUGAGACGAUGAGCAAGGCAGAGAGGGAAGCAAGCCACCACUCACUGAAAGGGCAUGGUGAGACACUUUCCGCUUCUCUCUCUCAUAACACGCAAGGCAGUAAGAGUAGAUGCCACAUUCAGCCUUGUAGUGGGUCAGAACAAAAAAUGUCACCUCUCGGGGCAAUGAGUGUAACCUGAAUGAAAGCAAUACAUGGGAAUUGUGCAUGCAACUUAAUGGGCUCUGGGCCCAGCUGGUCCUCACAUGGGAUUUACAUCCCUUUCCUCAUUCAACAUUGCUUCUCUCCUCUCAGCUGCAGCACCCAGCUUCUG